GCCGGAAGUUCGUUCUCCCGGCCCGGCUUCACUGGGUGCUGGCGGAGAGGCUCCGCGCUUUCCUCCGCCCCGCAGAGCCGUGAUGGACGAUCCCGGUGAGUCGUCCCCGGAGAAGGCAGGAGAGGGCUCCGCGUCGGACGAGGUGCCUGUCGUUGCAGCUGCCGCCACCCCUGAGCCGGUCCCGGGAGCUGCCCAGCUUCCCGACGCGGCCCCGGAGGACACAGACGGCGAAGAGAACGGAGACUCCAAGGAGGCUUCGGCCGAAGACGCCGAGCUCAAGGGCCAGGAAGCGUCGGAUUUCAUUGGGGCUGGAAGGGAAGACUCGUUACUUCCUCCUGCGGCCAAGAAGAUGAAGAUCGAGACGAAAGAGAGGAAAGAGAAAGAGCACAAAGUAGACGAGGACGAAAUUCAGAAGAUGCAGAUCCUGGUUUCUUCCUUUUCCGAAGAGCAGCUAAAUCGCUAUGAAAUGUACCGUCGGUCCGCCUUCCCCAAGGCCGCCAUCAAACGGCUCAUCCAGUCCAUCACGGGCACCUCGGUGUCUCAGAAUGUCGUCAUUGCGAUGUCAGGCAUCUCCAAGGUUUUCGUCGGGGAAGUGGUGGAAGAAGCUUUGGAUGUGUGCGAGAAAUGGGGAGAGCUGCCCCCGCUGCAGCCCAAACACAUGCGGGAGGCUGUCCGAAGGCUGAAGUCGAGGGGGCAGAUUCCCAACUCAAAGCACAAAAAAAUCAUCUUUCACUAGUUCCGGGGAGACUCCCCGUUUCCUCCCACCGAGGCUUUGUGCACUGUUGCUUGGCUGUCCCAGUCCCGUAAGGAUACCGUGAUGGAACAUCCGCCCUCAAAUCAAAGUUACCCAGUAGAGGAGCAGCAGACACUUUCUUUGCCUUCCAUCGAUGUAGGACCGUUUAGUUCAGGUUAUGAAUGGUGAUAACUCUUACUUUGCUAACUGAAAAGGGGGACCUGUCCUUAUUUAUAGACUCCUUGUACAAAUUGUCAGAGUACUGUUUUCAAAUGGGUAAAAUUCUUCUAAGGAGCAAUCUUCUUUGAUUAAUCUCAAGAGUACUUUUAUUUUGCAAGUUUCACAUUGGGACCCUAAACUGCUGCCAUCUGGGCCUCCUAUCUGGUUUGAAGUUGCUAACAAGCCAGAAAUCUGUAACUUGUAAAAUUUGAUAGUUUGAUUUACAAUGUUAGCAAAUGGUGAAAUGUUAGAAUAGUUUUAUUCCCUUGUAAAAAUUAAACAUUAUCAUGUGGUUGUUUUUGGUGUAUGCUCAUUAAACUUUUUUUUUUU
Messenger RNA from Trichosurus vulpecula (common brushtail), 1282 nucleotides. RefSeq names its product transcription initiation factor TFIID subunit 11-like. Gene Ontology annotation, cellular component: transcription factor TFIID complex; nucleus. Gene Ontology annotation, molecular function: protein heterodimerization activity; transcription coactivator activity. The record is from RefSeq and is a predicted model, not a curated record. The transcript has a single exon. Lineage: Eukaryota; Metazoa; Chordata; Mammalia; Diprotodontia; Phalangeridae. Gene Ontology annotation, biological process: transcription initiation at RNA polymerase II promoter; RNA polymerase II preinitiation complex assembly. The coding region runs from base 83 to 736 and encodes 217 amino acids.